This is a messenger RNA of Linum trigynum, 980 nucleotides long. Lineage: Eukaryota; Viridiplantae; Streptophyta; Magnoliopsida; Malpighiales; Linaceae. The record is from the annotation of a GenBank genome assembly.
AGUUCUCACUGCAUCUUUGAAUCUUCAGCUCAAUGGAGCAGCUCGGAAAGAUCUGGCACGAAGACCAAGCAAAACAAUGAGCAACCUAGUUGCAUCUUCUUAUUAUUGCAAUCCGAGCUGCCAUCCAACCUCAAUCAACGACCUUCGUCACCGCCACAAGGUAAGAAAAGACGUGCCACCAGUAGAUCCGCUUCAGUCAUCGCCGCCUCAAUCAGAUACGCCACUCUCCUGCGUUGAGUUUGAGAAUGGAUUGGAUCCCUUUUGAUUUGCGAACCAUGAGAGGAAAGAUAGAGAUUUCGAGAUGGGAUGGAUCUGUUUGGCCCUCUGUAGCGCCGACGAUUAUGUUCUCCCUGAAGUCGACGAGCGAGAUGGAGGACUUGACUGUGAAGCUCAGAAGUUCUACAAGAGCUACAGGACGCGGCGGAACCUGGCGGAUUACACGGUGGUGUUGGAGAAGCUGUGGUGGAAGGCGUUGGAUUUCGCCGCGUUAGGCAGAGCUCUGUUUCCUUCUUUGACGAUCUCAAGAUAAGAUUUCUUAUAUUUUUAAAUUUAUUUUUAUUUUUUUGUUAAAAAUAAAAAAAGAUAAAUAGUAAUAGGUGUAAAAUCAAAUUUUUUCAGUGUUUUGUGAUGACUUGGCAGCACGUUAACAAUCCAAGUUAACGGUCAAACAUAUAGUUUGACCAAUUUCGUUAUUUGAUGUAUAGUUUGGGCCAGAAUGUUAUAGAUCGAAAAGAUUGGUCAAGAUGUUUAUUUUGGUCAAAAUUCAGGCCAUAUAAAUAUAUUAACCCUAAAAAUAAUUAUCACUCAUGAUCUUCAAAACAGUAGAUAAAUAAUUAUUGAAAUAGUCCAAUCAAGUGAUACUAGCAUUUUCAUUUGCUAAAGUACUUAUGAAAACAAUGUCCACAAAGGGUUUUCUUAAUAAGCUUGAUUUCUUUUAUGAUGAGGCAUAUGAGAUAUCAUAAUGAAAUGACUAUGCACUU